CGGCGGGCUGCGUGCCGGCGCCGGGGGCGUGGCCUGGAGCGCGUCGCCGCGCACCGUGCGGAAUCUGCGCCGGCCGUUGGCCGUUGGCGCGGCUUGGCGGUUGUCUUGGAGAAGCAAGAUGGCGGCGACAGCGGCUGCAGUGGCUCCUGAGGAGGACAUGGAGCUGCGAGACCUGCUGGUGCAGACGCUGGAGAGCAGCGGGGUCCUGAACCGCGUCAAGGCUGAACUCCGAGCAGCUGUGUUUUUAGCGCUAGAGGAACAAGAAAAAGUAGAGAACAAAACUCCUUUAGUCAAUGAGAGCCUGAAAAAGUUUUUAAAUACGAAAGAUGGUCGGCUGGUGGCUAGUCUUGUUGCAGAAUUUCUUCAGUUUUUUAAUCUUGACUUCACCUUGGCUGUUUUUCAGCCUGAGGCUAGCACGUUUCAAGGUCUCGAAGGUCGAGAAAACUUAGCCCGAGACUUAGGUAUUAUUGAAGCAGAAGGUACUGUGGGUGGACCCUUACUAUUAGAAGUGAUCAGACGGUGUCAGCAAAAAGACAAAGGGACAGCAAGUGGGGUGGGGGUACUGGACCUAUCAGAUGUACAUUCUCCUCCAAAGUCACCAGAAGGAAAAGCCAGCACGCACACAACUACCAGCAAGAUACCAAGGUAUAAAGGACAAGGUAAGAAGAAGACAAGCGGGCAGAAGUCUGGUGCCAAGAGGGCCAGCAGUGAUGCAAGUCACAGUGAUAAAAGCACCUCUUCGUCGGAAGCAAAGAGCAAAAGUGGUCUUCACUUAAUGGCCCAAGAAGUGAAAAUUGGAUCUUUCUUAAGCAGCAAAAGUCUGGAUGUCACAGACAAAGCUGCUCUUUGCGCAGAUGAAGAUGAUAUGGAAGGGGAUUCUUUCUUUGACGAUCCCAUUCCUAAACCAGAAGAAACUCACGGCUGGAGAAGUGAACCUAGUAAGCAUGUAGGAAGCCUGGCAUCGCUCUCCGACGCCCCCCCUUUAAAAGGUGGACUCAGCUCCCUUGCUGGAGCCCCCUCGUUGAGAGACUCUGAAAGUAAAAGGGGGAACACAGCUUUGAAAGAUCUCAAGUUGGUCAGUGGUAAAACUGGAUCAUUUGGACUAGGGACUGGAGAAGACGAUGACUAUGCUGAUGAUUUUAAUAGUACCAGCCAUCGCUCAGAAAAAAGUGAGCUAAGUAUUGGUGAAGAGAUUGAAGAUCUCUCUGUGGAGAUAGAUGACAUCAACACCAGUGAUAAACUUGCUGACCUGACGCAGGACCUGACCAUGUCCCAGCUCAGUGAUGUGGCAGAUUACCUGGAAGACGUUGCUUAGACAGGAAAGAAGGAAGUACCCUAAUCAACACAGGACAAAGGACUGUAAUCAGUUCCUUUUUUUUUCCCCAGACAAUCGCUUUUUGCUGGAAUGUCUGCUCCCUGUUGGUGCCUCAUGUUUCAGAAAGACUGCAGAUUUUUAAAAAAUUAACCUUUUGUCAUACUAAACAAACUACUUCCUACUUGAGCCCAUGUGUGGGAGAUUUAAUAUUCUUAAUUUGGUUCAGUUACACAUUUCUCUAUGGAAAUUGAUUGUCUGUGAUCAGAUUCAUUACCCAGGGUGGCACCAGUGUUAGGAGUAUCAUGGAAAGGGUGAGUAAAGCUGGAGGUUCACACAGCUGUGUGUGCACAUAUGGCUUUAGCCAUCCAGAGUCACAGUGCAUUUGAUACCAGGUGGUUCUGCAGAGAGUCUGCAAAUGACUGGGUGCAUUUAUAGUGCUGACACCUAUUACUGUAAAUCACAUUUGAUGUCAAUUUUAUUUUGUAUUUCCUUCCAUUUGGAAGGCUUGUCAGACCAUUAAGGUUAUAUUAAACUACUCUUGUGUGUGCUGUCAUUUUGCUUGUUUUAAUGAAAUCUUGAGGUGGUUAUGACUUAAUUCACCAAGUUGUUAGUGGCAGUGUUUGGGGUUGCUGCCCCUGUGACCUUGUGUGAGGCGCUGGUCACAGGUUCUUGUCACCAUAGUUAUUGUAAAGCUACCUCAAAACAUACUAAAUGCUGAAACCCAUCUGGAACCGUUAAGCAGUACUCUUAUUUCAGAUCUGUAAGUUGAUGAUACUAAAAUCCAAAUUGGACUGUAACAGUAGUAAUGGCCUAAGACCAUACACAGUUGGACAAGCUAUGCACUGUAUGUGGUUCUGUGGCCACCCUUUCAGGUGAGCCUGGAGCAGGGCUUCACAGUCUCCUUCCCCUUGUAUCCGCGUGAAGCUCUUUCUGUGGCUACUGACGUGUUGCUGAGGCAUCGUGGGUUUUGGAGUGAUGCGUGCAUGUGCCUGUGAACAUAAACUGCUUGUAUGUGAAGUGUUGUACUUUAAAAUUUUAGUUAAUUUAUGCUUCUUAUGAACAGUUACCUUUAUUAAUAAAAGGUGCAAAUUAGACUUAAUUCUUGGUCUCAAUAAGUGAGCAGACUUCAUGGUUUGUGUAAUGCCAUUUUUUCAUUUCCUAUCAGCCCAAGUAUUAGAAAAGUAUUUGCUGGGCCCUAAUAUGUAAAGGGAAAUGAUAAUGUAAGCAUUAAGAUUAUAUAAUGUUAGAGUCUGAUUUUAUAAAAUUUAAAUGAAAUGGAGCCAUAACACUAAGAGAAUGUAAGAAAGAAAAAGGGUGAGGAAGUCUGGAAGCAGCUGCUUGUCUGCCCUUGAUUUGUGGACCGUGAUCUCAGUUGAAUUUUUUGUGUUUUAUGUGUGUAAAUAGCACUGUGUGAAUAUGGAAUCAGUCGCUAAAAGUCCCCCAUAUGCUUGUUAGAAAAUGCACUUAGAUGUCAUGUCUGUAAACAGUCACUUUCUAUAAAGCAUUAGAGUUCUGGCCCUCUGGGGUCCAAUGAAUAUGUGAUUUAUUAUCUAUAUUAUUGGAUAGCUAGAUUUCAAUGAAAUGGUUUGAAAGUAUAACAAGAGGUGGCUUUUUAAACCUGUGGGAACUUGAACAGUAUCAUUUGAAACUUGUCAUUUUUCUGUUAUCCAGAGACUCUGACCUUUUGAUAAUGUCUGGGAAGAUGGGGAGAAGAGUGCCAAACAUGAGACUUCCUUUGUCAUUAGUACUACAUACAUAUGAUUGGAAAAUUUUAAAUAACUUAAGUGAUGAAAAAGUUUUAUUUCUACAUGUGUUUCUACAUGCUUAGAUUUUUUAAUGUGUUUAGUGCUUUCUUUUUGUUAAGAAAUACAUACUGAAGUAUUAACCCAUGGAGUACAUCUUUAUGGUAAACCUGUGUUUCGCAGAGUAGUCGACAUGUGCUUGGUCUCACUGAUGGUAACCCAAAGGGAAUAAAGGCUUUACUCUUACCUGUGGAGCCUGUCUCACAGCCUUUAUAUUGCACAGUGUGUGACAAGGACCAAGUGCUGCUGUGUGUGUGAUGCUCUUGACCCUGUCACAGAGCCUGCCUCCACCAUCUCCCCCACCAGACCCCAGCAUGUGGGCCUGGCCACCUCCUCGUUGAUGUUGGCUCUGUCUUGGGAUGGCCACACUUGCCUCCUGAUGUCUGCAUCUCCCUCUCCCAGAACUUGUCCAGCCAGCUUGUUUUGUCUUGUUUUCCGAGAAGCUCCAGCCCCAGGAGUUCCCAUUUUCCCUCCCACCCUGUCUCUCUGUCACCUCCACCCUAUGUGUUUUACUCAUCACUGAAAUGGGCCCAUUGACUGUCCAUAAGCUCCAUUACAGCCGGGAUGUUUCCAGCCACUGUGCAUCCUUGGUACCUAGAACAGCAUUUGGCCCAUGUAUGUGUUCAGGAAGACUCCAUGGUAUGCAAACUGGCUCUGAGCACUGGCAAGGAGGCCUGGGAAAUGUAGUUUCUGGCUGGGCAGCUGCCUCCCAAGAACACUACCACACAGCUGUGAGGCAACAGCUGUCCUGACUAAACCUGGAGAGGCUCCAACCUCACCGGGGAGAAGUGUGCUCCUGGUUCUGUAAAGGCUGUCAUUGGACAGCUGGUCCCUGGCUGCCUGCCCCUUCCGCACCAAGACUAGCUGGAACAGUGCUCUUGAUGGAAGUGGACAGUUGUUCUGCCUGGGGCUAUGCUGACAUAGGAGGGAAGCAGAGCAGGACUCGAGUAGCUGGACAGAUGACCCUGCUGGACAUGCAAGGAAGGAGAGCUGGAAUGGCGACUGUCCUGGCGAAAGCUGAACCCCAGGGAGGCAGAGCAAAGCUGCCUGAUCCCCACCUGUGUUCUGCCUACCCCUGCCCUCUUGACAUGGUCUGCCCUGCCAGCCUCUAUUCUAGGAAGGGGCAUAGUUGGUGAAACGAGCAGGGGAAAUAAGGGCAGCAACAUUUAUGACUCACUCAUGCAACUUUCAGAACAAAGGAACCCUGAGCUGUCAGGAAAGUGAACAGCAUGGUAUAAACAGCCGGUUAUCUCAGAGGAAACCUAAUUCAAACACCAAGAUAGUUUAAAAAGAAAAACCUGAUUACACUGCUUGAGAUUUGAGAUAACUUUUACUUAAAAGAGGCUACUAUGGAAAAGGUACAAUCAAAAUGAUUUUCGGUUAAAAAAAUCAUUAGUCUAAGUUCAGUAGAAGUGAUCAGAUAACUCGAAAAAAUUUAGUAACCUUAGCGGUAAAGAACUCUGUGUUUAGUAAAAAGGCAAAGAUGAAGACUGAAUAGCCUUGAGAUGUGGGCUGAGGAUCCGUUAAGGACUAGCAUCCAUGUGCCCUUGGACAAGUCCCUGGGGCAAACGGGCAGACACUGGCAAGGAUGUGCAUGGGCGCAGCGGCUCCUGGGUGCAUAUAUUCUGUGAAACGGCAUUCCUAGCAUAAGAAGAAGACUUCCAAGAUUACCUAAAAUGAAAGAGUGAAAUUGCCUGUGUGGGACUGGCUAGAAGUUAGCCACAACUACAAAGUUAGAAGAGGAUUUUUGAACCUAGCAUAUCUGCGCUAAUAAGAAAGGAAGCUUCCUGCCAGUAGGAAGUGAAUCCCAAAGCGAGGUUAGGUGGGCCUGGCAUCUUGCAUGUUAUCGGGCUUACUCUGCUCCUACAGGGCUUGCUGUCCCUGGUGAAGGUGACCUGUGAAUCCUCCCUGCCUUGGCGAAGCCGGCCACGCCUUUCCUGGAGGCGCCUGCAGGCGGGACAGUUGAGCUGGGUAAGGUCUGCCUUCUUCACACAGACCUGCUUCCUGAGAAACGGAGGAGAGGGCAGGGGGUUAGAAAGGGCCAGCAGUGGGGGCUUGGCGGGGCCAGUCUCAGGUGCAUUGGGAGGAAGAAAGGCAGGUGGUGGCAACAGGACAGAGGCGUCCAGAUGGUGGCUUACGCGAUGGUCAUUUCUGCUGUUUUAACUUGAGUUGGUUUUUGACGAUUUAUGAAAUCUUCAGAUUUGAUGGUUAUUUUUCCCAUUAGUCUUCAAUUUUCAAAACUGUAGUUGCUAAAACCAAUUUUGGCAUGUUUUAUAAUUUGCCAAAUUAUGGGAUAUAGAUCUUAAUCAUACUUGUUUGUAAAUCAUUUUUAGUUUUAUAAAACUGGUAGCUCUUCUGAAAUGAAAAUUUUUGCCAAGUUCCCUUUUCAUUUAAAGCCUUCAGCGUUCCUGUGCUCUCUCACUCCAUAUGGUGUGUGGUUUUGACUUUGGUAAGAUUCUAUGCCAACCGCACCGAACUACACAGUCAUGGCUUGUUGCCACGUGGUUGCUUUUGCCUGGGACACACCCCCUGCCUCUGCCUGUGCCCCCUCGCUUCCCAUCUCAUGCAUACCUGGGCCGUAUGUAGUCUCCUCCCCGAGGCCCAGGUGAGAGGGUAUAAAUGUCCUCUUCCCUCAGCAUACAGGUACUCGUCAUCUGCUCGCUUUUGCUGUCUGCACACCUGUUGUGGGGGAAAUGUUACCGAUAUUCCAACAUGUUUGACAACUGUUUAGGGUUUGCCGGACACCAGGUACUGUGCCAGGAGCACACACGCAUCUCACAGCAUCCUGGUCUCUGCCCACAGGGACCAGGGACACAUGUUCGCGCUGUGUGCUGGCGGCUGGAGUGUGUGUACUGCCUGCCAUGCCUCUUAGGAACAGGGAAGAGAACAAACUUGCACCUUGUGUGGGGACUGGAGAAUGUCUGAGAUGAUCUUUGAACUUUGGGAAGCUGAUGAGCUGAGGGAUCUGCCCAGGAUUGCUGGAAUCAUGCAGCACAAGGAAGUGUUACCAGCAGGGAGGUGCCGUGCAGGAAGCAGGCAUGCAGGAGACUGUGCAGCAGAGCCAAGGCAGGUGCGUUUGAAACCUGCCGGCGUAGCUGCUGGGCAAGUUACUAUCAAUAGUCAGUUUGCUCAUCUGUAGAAGGAGUAAAUAACUGAUGACCUCAUAGGGCUGUUGUGGAAAGCAGAUAAUGCUUGUGGAACGUUUAGCAUUAUUCUUGGCAAAUAGUACUUAGGGGUAUCAACCAUUUUUACCGAAAGGGAACAGUCACAGUUUUACUGGAGGCGGGAAGGUCAGCAGGGCCUCAGGGGGCCCAGCUUCCGAGGAGCCUCUGUCCCCCUCCAAGGCCCGGUCCCAAUGCUCCUCGGCCUGGGAGCCCGCCUCUCCGUUCUCGGGCUGCCUCCAGCGGGUGGGGCAGGCCCGGCCUGUCCCCUUCGGCCUCUCAGUGCUGUCGGGACCUGGGCUGGUCUUGGGGACGCCACCGCCAUGUGGGGGAGACUGGCAGCUCAUUAACGAAAUGAAAACCACCGAAACUUAUCAGCACCGAGGUAUGUCAUCACAAUUCACAUUGACUGUGAUUUUAACCCCCAGAACGCAUUGUUUGGGAUUAGAGAAUAACUCGGUGCACUCCAGGCCGGCUGGCCGCGGGGGGUUAAGCUUGGGCCCCACGGUGCGCUGCGCUCAGUCCCAACGCCAGGGCCCGGGAGCGGGGAGAGCGCUGACAGGCCCUCCCCAGACACGCUGGACACGGCGACGCGCGAGUUAAACUUUGAAUAGAAAUGAAUAGGCCCUUGUAUUAUUUGAUGAUCCAUUCAAUGAAGAGUGUAUAUCGUAUAAGUGUACAAAUACCUCUCUGAUUUGACACAAAAUAUGGGUAAUGAUAAUGUAAAGCUGUAAUGUGCUAUUAUGUUGAAGACAUUAAUGAAAAACUGCUGAAUGUCAUAAAAAGAAUGAUUUCUAAAAUGUUUCUAGUCACAAAGAAAAUUUGAAAUGCCAUAAAUCAUAAACUUCUAUGUGAAAACUAAACUUGAAAAAAGUUUCCAAUAUGUGGUGAUUCUAAAACUUACCUAUUUCCAAAAGUGAAUUGUAAAGAUCGAUGAUACUCAUAAAAUAUAUCAAUAAUUAAAAAACCAUUUUGAUCAGUCAUUCCAGAGAAGAAUUAUCUUCACAGAAAGAUAUUUUUAAAAAGUCAUUGUGAUAUGAAGAGGUGAUAUCAGAAAGUACACCAUGAAAGUGAUGGAGGAAGGGUGUGUUGAUGUCUUGUUGGCUAAUAAAAGUGUUGUGUGAUUUUCCUA
Molecule: messenger RNA, 7410 nt
Organism: Manis javanica (Malayan pangolin)
Lineage: Eukaryota; Metazoa; Chordata; Mammalia; Pholidota; Manidae
Gene: CEP43
Product: centrosomal protein 43
Biological process (GO): microtubule anchoring
Cellular component (GO): centrosome
Molecular function (GO): protein binding
Source: RefSeq, a predicted model, not a curated record